Messenger RNA from Aaosphaeria arxii CBS 175.79, 2594 nucleotides. RefSeq names its product Zn(II)2Cys6 transcription factor. The transcript has 8 exons. The record is from RefSeq and is a predicted model, not a curated record. NCBI's taxonomy places the organism in Eukaryota, Fungi, Ascomycota, Dothideomycetes, Pleosporales. Gene Ontology annotation, biological process: regulation of DNA-templated transcription; DNA-templated transcription. The coding region runs from base 418 to 2550 and encodes 710 amino acids. Gene Ontology annotation, molecular function: DNA binding; zinc ion binding; DNA-binding transcription factor activity, RNA polymerase II-specific.
CCCACGCAGUUCCCCGCACGCAGUGAAGCAGCACGCACAUACCACUGAUUAACACUAUUACUGAUACCCGGUUGACGAUACUGAUUGUCAUCGCCUUGGUUGGCACUGACCAAUUCGUGCCUUCGCGAUAGACGCCUUGGCAUUGUGGGAACUCGUAUUCAUCCUGUUCAGUCUACUGAUUACUUGCUGUGGAGAUGUGACUUCACUCCGACUACGAAUUCUGGGGACAUUUUCGCAAACUUGCAUCUACUGCGACAUCCUCUCUUGUUAGUAGACUUACUGGUGACACUUUCUUUGGGCCCCUCGCCCGGCUAAGGCAGGAGAGACGGACGCACCGCUGCUCAUUUUUCUCUUCUUUUCCUUAUCACCAUCAUACCGUACAGUUGUAAUUUUCAAACACUUUAAAUCAACUACCAAAUGGCUACCUCCAACGAGACCCGGCGGGUAACGAAACGAUCUUCAAAUGCCUGCUCAAGAUGUCGACGCCAGAAAAUCAAGUGCUCAGGCCUACAGCCGUGUGCAAGUUGCAGCAAACGCAAUAUGACUUGUGUGUUCGAUGAUCGAGAUAACAAGGUCCUGGUGACACAAGGAUAUCUUUCCGAUCUGCAGGAGAAGGUGGCACGAUGGGAGCGUACCAUGAGUGCGAACCCGCCUCCUGUGGAGAAUCCAGCCCCUGAAGCCAAUACUUCUGGGGGUGCGAAUCGCGAGACUGAGUCUACCGACGAGCCAAACGAAGAUGAUGCACGGCCUCGCAAUGAUACCAACGAGGACUCUUCAAGCAGGAGGAAUUCAACCGGUGGCGAUGCCGCUGAGUUGACCAACCCCCUGACCUCAACGCCAUCAAAAUUCUUAUCAUCUUCCAGCGGACGACCAUUCUACCUAGGCACCUCAUCCAACUGGUCAUUCCACGGACGAGUUCUGAGUCUGGUUCACGAAUACGUCUAUAGUGCACCGUUAUCUGGAGCUGACCUUCUCUUCGAUGGCCUUGCCUACGAUUUACCUUACGAUGCACCUAUUAUUUUACCAGAAGGCGCAGCCCCUAUAAUUCCUGGAAUCGACUAUGCCAUAUAUCUCAUCAACGCUGUGAAGUUUCACUGCGCACAACUGGUUCAUCUAUUCGAUGAAGAUGAAUUCAUGACCAAUUUACACAAUUUCUAUUCUGAUCCUGAUACUUCGACCGCCAAGCAGAGCUUGUGGUAUAUUCAUUUCCUUCUAAUAAUGGCCUUUGGUAAGACCUUUGUACAAAACAAGAACAGCGCAAGUCGGCGGAGUGGACCACCUGGCGCCGAUUUCUUCGCUCGUGCCCUUCAACUCCUACCUGAUAACAAUCGGCUGUGCCGUCAAGAACCGGCACAGGUGGCUGAAAUUCUUUGCUGCGAGGCUCUUUACUUGCAAGCUCUCGACUCGCGAAAUGCUGCCCAUAUGACAAUAGGACAGGCGAUGCGAGUAGCACAAGGCAACGGCAUGCAUACGGAUAUGCCAACGCAAUACCUUGGAGAACAAUACGUCCAGCGAUGUCGGAAGAUAUGGUGGACAAUUUACGUCCUAGAUCGACAGAUGAGUUCGUUGAUGGGGCUCCCUUUGGCAAUCAAGGAUGAGGAUAUAUCAUGCCAAUUGCCGAUAUAUCCUGGUUCCCCACAUAGGACUGCUGCACUGAACAUGCAAAUCAAGCUUGCGCGUAUUCUCGCAACAAUAUAUACCACCAUUUAUGGUAGAGAAGGAAAGUUACGAAGAAAGUUCGUUGUCAGUAUGAAGGCUGUGCUUGAUGAUAUAGCUUCCUCUGCAGAAGAGCUUCGUCACUCAUUUCCAUUGCAACCGGACGAAAGAUUUGGAGGGAUUUCGAGGAUGCCUGCCCAACUACAUCUUCUUUAUUAUCAGUCAAUCAUCAUAGCAACCCGCCCUCUUCUCUUCUGCUGUCUGAAGAAAAGAUUCGAGGCUCCUCGUGAAGCAGAUUCUUUGGUCGGGUCGAAUAAGAUCCGUCACCUCCUGCAUCUAGCUGUAGAAUCCGCUCUGAAGAUAUUGACCAUGUUGGGAAGUCUGAUGGACCAGGGCCUCUUAGAAACGUUUCUUCCAUGGGACCUUGAUUCGCUAUCUGUAUCAACGAUGGUACUGAUAGUGACAUGGUUUGUUGACCAUAGCCUGGUCGAGAACCAACCGUCGUGGGUAGAACAAGCCUUCACUUUCCUCGAGACCAUGAUCUCUGGCGGAAAUAGGAUAGCCGAGUUCCGACGGAACGAGUUGCGGAAGCUCGAAGAGAUGCUAUCGCAAUCGUUGGCGGGGGGCGCAUUCAUACCACCAAGGAAUGCCCCAAUGCAGCAACACACCCCGGCUUCUUUCCAGUCUGACGAUCCCGGCCCGAGGUCUGUUGUUCACUUACAAGAUGGCUUGCCUGUUUAUGCUAGUGUCAGCGACGAAAGUAACGUGUAUGGAGAUGAUUUGACGGCUGAUCAGAUUCUUGCAGUUGCAGAAUCGAUGGAUAUCGAGGGUACUGACUGGUUGUCUUUUGCAACCAUGGAUAGCAUGCCGGUUAUGGAUAUGAACCAGGUGUAAUUACGUAGCACCAAUAAAAGAAUUAAAUUAAAGUACAAUUUCUG